This is a messenger RNA of Gongylonema pulchrum, 756 nucleotides long. NCBI's taxonomy places the organism in Eukaryota, Metazoa, Nematoda, Chromadorea, Rhabditida, Gongylonematidae. The record is from the annotation of a GenBank genome assembly.
AUGGGCCUGAAGAAUCGGUUUUUGGGUAUUUGCAUCAGCCGUAAACUGGAAGGCCUCCACUCUCAGUUCACAUUGAGGAACGUCAUCGAGGGAAUAGGAGUAGAAGUGAUGUAUGAAAUGUACACGCCAACAAUCACCAAAAUUGAAGUGAUCAAGUUGGAAAAGCGGUUAGAUGAUGAUUUAACUUUUCUGAUUGACGCUUAUCCUGAAUACAGCACAUUCGAUAUGAAUAUGGAACCUACGCCUCAUAUUCCUGGAAAACCAGUACCUGUGAAUCCUAUAAAGGUGAAAUUACAGCCACCGCCUUGGACGCGAAGGUGGGAGCUGUUCGAUUAUAAAGGAAUCGAAGAUUGCUGGACUGAGCAAACAUCGUAUUUUAAGAGAAAAUUAAGCAAAUCAAAGCUCACCGAUCUUCGCAAAUACGACCUUAUCGCGGAUUAUCGCGAAGUCGCCACCAACGUCGAUGAGGAAUUGGCAAUUGAACAGGAAAUGCUAGAUUUUGAGACAAAAAAGCUACAAGCUGGUGUAACGAAGAGAAAAAUAUUGCGCUGUGCUGAGCAGUCAUUGUCUCAAGAUCUCACCGAUCUUCGCAAAUACGACCUUAUCGCGGAUUAUCGCGAAGUCGCCACCAACGUCGAUGAGGAACUGGCAAUUGAACAGGAAAUGUUAGAUUUUGAAACAAAAAAGCUACAAGCUGGUGUAACGAAGAGAAGAAUAUUGCGCUGUGCUGAGCAGUCAUUGUCUCAGGAUGUGUAA